Messenger RNA from Syngnathus acus (greater pipefish), 618 nucleotides. RefSeq names its product ras-related and estrogen-regulated growth inhibitor-like. The transcript has 7 exons. NCBI's taxonomy places the organism in Eukaryota, Metazoa, Chordata, Actinopteri, Syngnathiformes, Syngnathidae. Bases 1 to 552 code for a protein of 183 amino acids. Gene Ontology annotation, molecular function: GTP binding; GTPase activity. The record is from RefSeq and is a predicted model, not a curated record.
AUGAUUGCCUUGUGCGUUCGUUUCAUGACCAAGCGGUUCAUUGGUGAAUAUGACCACAAGAAGGGUAAGAGUGACUACAGAUGCUGUCGUCUGGUCGACCAGGAAGCUGUUGACCUUGAAAUCUUGGAUCCAGCUUUUAAGAACUGUGCGCCUUCUCUGGAGGCUUCCAUCCGCUGGGCUGAUGGCUUCUUGUUGCUCUAUUCCAUCACGCACCGCCAAAGUUUCUUGGAGGUCUCACGGCUCAAAAGACUCAUUGACCAAACCAAAAGGAGUCUGGCUGUCCCAGCAGUGCUGGUUGCCAAUAAAGCAGACUUGGAAAUUGGCAGGGAGGUGACAACAGAAGAAGGAGAGAGACUGGCCCUUGAUUUAAGGUGUGGUUUCAGGGAGCUGUCAGUGGCUGACACCGCGUUAGCUGUGGAAGCGGCAGUGUUUCAGCUCAUCAGGCAAGUCCUGGAUCAGCAGCGGCUUCUGCCUGACCGCCGUUCCUACAUGCUGACUGUGCGCCAUGCUCUCACCAAGAAACUGACCCGAUCAAAAACAAUGCAGUGGUGACUUUGACACACUCAUCAGAUUAUCGAGAGGCACUUGAGUCUGUAUUAAAUCGACAUGUAAAUUACA